This is a messenger RNA of Aspergillus heteromorphus CBS 117.55, 2015 nucleotides long. RefSeq names its product NADH-quinone oxidoreductase subunit D. Gene Ontology annotation, biological process: mitochondrial electron transport, NADH to ubiquinone. Gene Ontology annotation, molecular function: NAD binding; quinone binding; NADH dehydrogenase (ubiquinone) activity. The record is from RefSeq and is a predicted model, not a curated record. Bases 115 to 1548 code for a protein of 477 amino acids. The transcript has 3 exons. NCBI's taxonomy places the organism in Eukaryota, Fungi, Ascomycota, Eurotiomycetes, Eurotiales, Aspergillaceae.
CGUCGACCCAAUCCCCGCAAAUCCCCCCUCCUCCAACCCAUUGCGUCUGGAUUGAGGGCUCCCCCGCCUCGCCUCCUCGUCCUCGUCCUCAUUCCUCACUCCCCGCUCACCCGAAUGGCUACCUCCUUCACUCGCCUCGCGGGCAGCGCGCCCAAAAGGCUCUGCCUCCGCCCCUCUCCCUUCGCCUCCAGAAACGCUGCUAUCCCCAGAUGUCGCUCAAUUGCCACGUCGCUGCCUCGCCGGCACGCCGAGCCGACCAGCUACCAGGCCACCCGCCUCAUUCCGACCGACCCGACCUUCACAUCGCUGGCUAACAAGGAGGGCCCUACCGAGGCCCAGGUCGGCGCAGCUCUCGAGUCCGAGGACGAGGGUGUCGGCCGCAAGAUCCGCCAUUACACUGUCAACUUCGGUCCUCAGCAUCCGGCCGCGCACGGUGUGUUGCGUCUGAUUCUGGAGCUCAAUGGCGAAGAGAUCGUCCGCGCCGAUCCCCACGUCGGUCUGCUACACCGUGGUACCGAGAAGUUGAUCGAAUACAAGACCUACAUGCAGGCCCUGCCGUAUUUCGACCGGUUGGACUAUGUUUCCAUGAUGACCAACGAGCAGUGUUUCUCCCUGGCUGUUGAGAAGCUGCUGAACAUCGAGAUCCCCGAGAGAGCCAAGUACAUCCGCACAUUGUUCGGCGAGAUGACCCGAAUCCUGAACCACCUCAUGUCCGUCCUUUCCCACGCGAUGGAUGUUGGUGCUCUGACGCCUUUCCUGUGGGGUUUCGAGGAGCGUGAGAAGCUGAUGGAAUUCUACGAGCGUGUCUCCGGUGCCCGUCUCCACGCUGCCUACGUCCGCCCCGGUGGUGUGUCCCAGGAUAUCCCCAUUGGUCUGCUCGACGACAUCUACCAGUGGGCCACUCAGUUCGGUGACCGCAUUGACGAGACCGAGGAGCUGCUCACGGAUAACCGUAUCUGGAAGGCCAGAACCCAGGGUGUUGGUGUUGUGCCGGCUGCUGAUGCGCUGAACAUGAGUUUCACCGGUGUCAUGCUGCGUGGUUCCGGUGUCCCCUUCGAUAUCCGCAAGUCCCAGCCGUACGAUGCGUACGACCAGGUCGAGUUCGACGUGCCCGUCGGUGUCAACGGUGACUGCUACGACCGUUACCUCUGCCGUAUGGAGGAGUUCCGUCAGUCCCUGCGCAUCAUCGUCCAGUGCCUGAACCAGAUGCCCGCCGGUCCCGUCCGUGUCGAGGACUACAAGAUCUCCCCCCCGCCCCGCGCGGCCAUGAAGGAGAACAUGGAGGCUCUGAUCCACCACUUCCUCCUGUUCACCAAGGGUUACUCCGUCCCCCCCGGUGAGACCUACUCCGCCAUCGAGGCCCCCAAGGGUGAGAUGGGUGUGUUCCUGGUCAGUGACGGUACCGAGCGGCCGUACCGCUGCAAGAUCCGUGCUCCCGGUUUCGCUCACCUGGGUGGUUUCGACCAAGUGUCCCGUGGUCACUUGCUGGCCGAUGCUGUUGCUAUCAUCGGAACGAUGGAUCUCGUGUUCGGUGAAGUCGACCGGUAGAAUUGGAUGGGACCGUUCUGAUCUCCAGGAUCUGUUAUUAUAACAACAGCUACGCUCCAGCUUAAGAACAACAUACACAUGACCCCUGGUGGAUUGGUGCAAAAUCUCGUUUAGACAUGCAGAUAUACCAAGAAAGAUUAAUUGUUCCUACCUACCUACCUACCUACCCUUGUGUGCAAGUUGAGUUGUGUUGUGUAACAGGUACCCUGUCGGUCAUUCAAACCAACUCACUCAAUUCCUCCGCUGUCUGUAUUUUUUUUUUAUCUUUUGACCUGGCGUUUGAAUUUCUUUUUGUCCGUGUCUGUGUCUGUGUCUGUAUCUGUUACAGUGAUCUAUCUACCUACCUACCUCCCUACCUACGUCCCAUGACUUGUGUGUUUCUUUUCUUUUCUUCUCUUUUCUUUUUAUCUUGCCAUAACCCUGUGUAUAGUGUCUCGAAACAAACAAAUCUGUUGAUGAAAGUUGUG